AUGGCGGCGACGAUGCGCAGCGCCUGUGCCCUGGCGCUGGUCAUGGCGGUGGUCGCCAUGGCCGCCACCACCACCACCAUGGCCCAGAACUCGCCGGAGGACUACGUCGCCGCCCACACCGCAGCGCGCGCGGAGGUGGGCCUAGGGCAGGUGUGGUGGGACCAGAACCUGGCGGAUUACGCGCAGUGGUGGGCGAACCAGCGGCGCGGCGUCUGCGGGGGACACUCUGGUGUGGUCGGCUACGGCGAGAACAUCUUCUGGGGCUCCGCCGGCUGGCCGUGGACGGGGGUCGACGCCGUGAACACAUGGGUGGACGAGAAGCAGUACUACGACUACAACAGCAACAGCUGCUGGGGCCCGUACGGGUGCGGCCACUACACGCAGGUGGUGUGGCGCGAAUCCACGCUCAUCGGCUGCGCCCGCGUAGACUGCGACAACAAUCUCGGCGUCUUCAUCACCUGCAACUACUACCCGCAGGGGAACUGGAACAACCGCCGCCCGUAUCUGGCUGCAAGCUCUGCUGCUUAAUUAAGUAUGCACUACUGCUGCUGCAUGCGAUGGAUAUGAUCCAGCCAUCGUGCUACGUACUCCCUCGGCGCGCUACUCCUCGAGAGGUUCCAUCAAGUUCAUUUCUACGUCUG
Messenger RNA from Lolium rigidum, 641 nucleotides. RefSeq names its product pathogenesis-related protein 1-like. Lineage: Eukaryota; Viridiplantae; Streptophyta; Magnoliopsida; Poales; Poaceae. The record is from RefSeq and is a predicted model, not a curated record. Bases 1 to 528 code for a protein of 175 amino acids. Gene Ontology annotation, cellular component: extracellular region. The transcript has a single exon.